GUUUAACCACAAAAUUUAAUGUAAGUGUGUCGAAAUUGUUUAAUACUCAUUACUUCUUUUGUCAUAUCAUAUUAAAUUAUAUUAUAAAGUGAUUCAUCAUUAUCGCAACAACUAAAUUGUUUUACGUCGCACAAAAAACCAACAUGUCAGAACGGGAGCCAAUCAGUGGGUCGAGUCGCGACUAUGGUGCUACGGCUGCACCACCCACAGUCGGUUUCGCAGACUUCAGUCCUACAGAGUUAUACAACCUUAGUGAGGGUAUAGCAGAUAAUGUGAACACUAUUAAUAGUGGGCUGCGAGCUCUGGAGAAGAUGAUGAAGCAGAUCGGUGGACCGAAUGAUAGUGUCCAAUUGAGGGAUAAAAUUCACGACACGCAACAGAAGGUAAACAGUUCUGUGUCAGCGACAGCGAGAGAUAUCCAACGGCUGGGCGUGGUUGUGAGGCGGGGGGACAAGCCGCAAAAGCUGCAAGUGGAGAGAUUGACACAGGCGUUUAGGGAUGCGCUCGCGAAUUAUUCCUCAGUUCAGAAGCAAGUGUCAGAAAAAAUGGCGGCACAUAUGCCGACACAGGCCCGCAACAGAAACGACCCCGAGUUGCUGGAGCGACAAGCCAUCGCUGAUGAUGAAGAGGCCAGCCUACUCGCCAACCAGCAAGCACAGGCGCGUCUAGUCCAAUUCGAGACGAGCAUGCUGCUUGAAAAAGAGGCGUACAUGAACAAGAUAGAAGCGGAUGUGUUGGACGUGAACCAGAUAAUGCAGGAUCUAGCGGAUAUGGUGAAUGCGCAGGCGCAGACUGUUGACACAGUAGAAAGUCAUAUAGAAGCAGCAAGCGCUACAGUGGAAGCCGGCGUGGAUGAGUUAGCCAAAGCGGCGGAGCAGCAACGCAGAUAUAGGAAGAGAAUGUUCUUUUUCAUUUCCAUCGCCAUUAUUUUGGCUAUUAUACUCAUCGCGUGGGUGGUUAAGGCGUUUAGAUAAAAUUUAUGAGAGAUUUUUUUGAAAAAAUUAUAAAAAAAAUUACGGAUAAACGGCGAUAGGAUUUUUUUUUUUGAUUUUGUACUUUGUAGCAAUUAUAAUUGCAAGUAAAAAUUUUAAGCGAAAAGAUUAUGGAAAUGAAAUACAAAAAUACAUUUUCCGAAAAAAAUAUGUAAUUAUCUUCAUUUGGAUAUAGCGAGAAGUAUAUUUUUUUUUUCAUACUUACUUCCAUACAUAUUAGUUACGUGAUUAUGAAUACUAUAAAAUAAAUCAAUAUCAAAAUCUUAUUGUACUUAUGAUCUGAAUUCUAGGUCAUUUGUUAAUAAAAACUUUCAGUGCAAUACGUAAUUAAUUUUUAUUUGUUAUUAAUAAAUAUAUACGUCGUCCCAACACCUACUUACACAUCCACAUCACAUUACAGUCUUUCUUGCCUAUGGUUUAGCCAAAUACUUGUAUAAUAUUUUUCUACUUAAUAAGAACGUAAAAAUUCAAUUUAUUUAUUAUUUACUUAAAUCUCACAGUUAAUAAACAUUUUUUUUUUAAACAAAGACUCCUAUUUAUUACCUGUGGUCUUAUUUUAUGCGCAGGUAUACUCUUGUCUGUGAAAAUUAAAUGUUACUAUGUAAGUGACGGUGGUCAACUGUUGGUUUAAUAUUUAAAAAUUAAUGACCAUUUAACAGAUUUAAUAGAUUUUAAACCUAAUUUUUUUUUUUGUGCUCGAAAUUAUACACAGUUUAUUAUAGUAGGUUAUUUUACUACAUAAAUCAAUAUAACAUGUAGAUUUAAUUUAGUUUUAAUUCAUAUUUUGUUAUGUCCGCCAUUUCGAACUGAAAUCGUCUUGCUAAUUCUGUUUUUAUUUUAAAUUUAUGUUUGUCAAAUUAAGAAGGUUUUUAUUAUUUGGCAAAAAAAUGGUAAAAUGAAGGCGCAACUAAGAAGCUAAUAUGCUUACCCUUUAUACAACAAC
This is a messenger RNA of Zerene cesonia (dogface butterfly), 1935 nucleotides long. RefSeq names its product syntaxin-12 (gene Syx13). Gene Ontology annotation, biological process: vesicle-mediated transport; intracellular protein transport; vesicle fusion. NCBI's taxonomy places the organism in Eukaryota, Metazoa, Arthropoda, Insecta, Lepidoptera, Pieridae. The transcript is spliced from 6 exons. The record is from RefSeq and is a predicted model, not a curated record. Gene Ontology annotation, molecular function: SNAP receptor activity; SNARE binding. Gene Ontology annotation, cellular component: membrane; endomembrane system; SNARE complex. Bases 144 to 974 code for a protein of 276 amino acids.